Entamoeba invadens IP1 is the source of this 771-nucleotide messenger RNA. RefSeq lists its product as hypothetical. The record is from RefSeq and is a predicted model, not a curated record. The transcript is spliced from 2 exons. NCBI's taxonomy places the organism in Eukaryota, Evosea, Mastigamoebida, Endamoebidae. Bases 1 to 771 code for a protein of 256 amino acids.
AUGGAACAUCCUCAUGAAAGGUUAAAGCGUGAAGAAUUUCGGAAGAGGAUCAUUCGAGUCAGUUUAAACAUUUCGUUGAUAGUGUUUAUACCAUCUUUUGUAUUGUUUUCUAUGUGCACGUUCUUGUUUUGGCGUUCUAUAGUGUUUGCGAUGGUACUGUCUUGUGUUGUUGUAAGCUAUACAAUAGUACUUUUUAGUAUAUGUACGGGGGACAAGACGUAUCACGAUGAACCGGGACUGUUUUACUUGACACGGAGUGGGUGGACUAAACUUGGAUUACUCUUUUUAGGGGCGAGUUUCUAUGGAUAUUUCUCAUUCAACAUUUUUCGGAGUGGGUGUGGCUUUUCUACAGAAGCAAACGACGUCGACGAAUUCAAAUUGGUCUUUUCAAUGGUCGGUGUUUUGACAGGAAUUGUCAACUUUAACAUUUCAUUAUUCCUUGACGGACUUUAUAUUCCUUUCUUUUCUGUUGGUGCUCUAUCUGUCGAGACUUUCUAUGACUCAAGUAAGAAAGUUGCCACUCAAAGUCUUAUUUUGUGCGCAAUCAACUCAAUCAUAUUCCUUGUCUCUUAUGCUUUAGUCAAAAUGUUUGUAUUAAUUCUCUACGGAUUUAGUAGAGAUAUUGCUAUCCAUCGGUAUACUUUCAGUUUACACAACUUGGUUGCGAGCACUUUAUGCGUCGCUUUGUUCUCUUUAUACACACGCAUUUCGUUUAACCUUCUCGACUCGACAAUGAGCGCCGAACUUCCUAUAGAAAAUAAACUUUGCUAA